Rhopilema esculentum is the source of this 3911-nucleotide messenger RNA. RefSeq lists its product as uncharacterized. Lineage: Eukaryota; Metazoa; Cnidaria; Scyphozoa; Rhizostomeae; Rhizostomatidae. The record is from RefSeq and is a predicted model, not a curated record.
AACGAGGUCAUGGCUUUCCUAGGCAAAGGCAAAAUGGCGCAAGCCAUGAGGUUGUCGUUGUGUUGUAAGAUGAUCAAUUUUCAGUUACAGCGUUUGUUUAUUUGGAGAUCUGAAGUUAAGGUCUUAAUUGUCUGGCUGACAUUUCUUAUUGGAUCAUUCAUUCAUGAUUUUUCCCCGUUGCCUCGGAGCUACUUAUCCUACAAGAGAAACGUCUUCAACGUAUACUUUGCCAAGAAAGGAUGGGGCUGGACCUUGAUGCUAGUUCUUGGAUUCAAUAUCCUGAUUCUCAUUCGUCAUGGAAAAUAUGAUCCAAGACUCACCUUUAGAACUCUGUCUAGAGGAUUCUAUGCAACUUUGGCCUGGUUUUGCCUAACAUCAACAUUUGUCUUUUUUGAGGAGAUGACAGGAAUUUGUGAAGGAAACUCAACCAAGAAAACCAAGCAAUCUUGUAUUUACGGAGGAUUAAACUGGAAUGGAUUUGACAUCUCAGGGCAUUGUUUCCUUCUCAGCUUUUGCAUUCUGAUAAUAAAUGAAGAAUUGUUUCCCUUUGUGCAAAAGGCAGAACUGCAAAACCAAGCUAGCAAUGUGGCAGAUGGUCCUACAGAUAGCAUUAAAAGCACCUUACUUGAUAUUGUUUCUUUGUCUUUAACAAUGCUUAUGAUUUUAUGGGAGUUCUUAAUGUUUUUCACAUGCAUUUACUAUCAUACUUUAUUUCAAAAGUUUUUAGGUAUUGCUUUUGGCAUAUCUGCCUGGUAUGCAAUAUAUUUUCUUCUUCCAAAAACCAAGUAUCAUCUUGCACCACUUAAACCACUCUACUUGGACAGAUUAUCUUAAUGUUGUAAUAUUUUGCUUGUAUAAUCUACGACAUUAAAUUGUACUGUUUUUGACUAGUGUGCAGAGAAUGGAAAUUCUUGAUAAAACUCAUAUGUGCAUGGUAAAUUCAUGGAAGUGCGCAACAUCUCAGGGCUUUCAAUGGGGGGCGCGCAAUAGCGCACGAGCGUGCAGGCAAGCGCCCAAUGUUACCUUUGAGAGUGAUUAGUCGCGCGCCCAGUGAUAAAUAUUUCCCGUGAAGAGCGCGAUUGCCGGAUGCUGAUAGGUCAAACCUCUUGAGAAACUCUUUUUAAAAACGUAAGUUUAUUAUCAAAUCUUUGUUUCCACUGCUCUGUUUUUGUAUGUCUUCAGAUCAUUCAGUUUCCGUUAUUCUUGAGCCGUUCUCAUUGCUCCGGCCCACACCGUUUUGGCCAAAACGAAAACAAAGGUUUUCCCAUUACUCUAUUUUGUCCGUUUUCGUAUCCUUUGUUUAAGCUCAUUUUGAUUUUCUCAUUAAAACAAUUCGUUUCUAAAUGACUCUGCUCUCCAAUGACUUCUUUUUCGCUGUGUCCAUUAAAAUGAUUCAUUUUCAAACGUUUUUGGUUGAUAACUUGGAACAUCAUUAUAAAUGUCUUUUUGAGCAUAUUAAUGGGAACCAAAACAAACAAUGAUUCAUUCAGCUCUGUAUUCCUAUAAAAGCGGAGUAAUAGGAACAUGGCCUGAUUUCCAACGGACAUUGGCUAAACAUGGCCUUCUUUUUGUUUUAUUUGCUAAAGCUAUUUUUGUCUGUUUUUUCAUUAACUUUGCUGAACAUAAUUGAAACUUUGUCACCUUUCUUAAGUCACUGAAACCUCUCUAUAUCGCAGAGUACCGUUCACGAUAACUCGUGAGGGAAACACAAACAUAACUAUACAACGUGUAGCAUUCAGUUCAUUUCAAAAGUUUUGUCACGUUUAAUGUUUCAAUAGAAAAUCUUUAUUGUUCUGUGUUAACAAAUAAAUUUGAUUCACGCACCCCACUCUUAUCAGGCGAGUUUUUUACCGUGUGCGUUGAUUUUUGAACGUGAAAGCCCUGCAUCUAAUUUUUUACAACUUGCAAAUAGAAGUUGUUUCUUUAGUACUGCAGUUGGUAACUUGACAUGCAAUUUUAAAUUUUGACUAGCAGCUCAAGACAGAUAUUAGGCAUCUGUCUGACCUACUCUACACGCUGGUUUUAACAGUCAUUUUUGGCAUUCACUUUUCAAGUUUCUUAAAAUUUAAAAACUAAAUGGAACAGAUCUUGAGUAAAACUUCUUCAGUGGCAUCUUUAAUGCUUAGAUGACUUUUUGUGAGUAAUAUUGGCCAAAUUAUUAAAUCUUUUUAUACCAAUAAAACACUGCAUUGAUAGGACUCGUUCUGCCAUGUGGUUGUCAAUUAGAAUUACAGUCAAAAACAGUUAUUCAUAAUCUACUCAAGUCAAUCUACAAGGAACUGGUAGAUCCUGGAGGUGGGUGGGAGUAAUAUGAAGGGGAUUUUUCCCAGAGUGUAAGUUGAGGAAUAAGCUUUUAUAAAAAAGCUGUAGCAUUGAAUAUUAUGGUAUGGUGCUUUGAAUAUAUAAAUUACCAAUUGUUGGUAUAUCAUGGAAAGAUUGUAUUUUUAUUCAUUUUUGGUGCUACAGGACACUAUAUAAGUAAUAAAAAUUAUUCUUCCAAUCACAUUUUAUAAUUUUUAAAAGAUUGAUUUCACUUUCUGAUUACUAGAAAAUUUAAAAAUAAGCUCCAAUGUUUGUAUACAAGCAAAUACUUAAUAUCUGUGAUGAUGAUCUGAGUGGAAAAACAAAAGAGUCAUUCUUUUCGAUUUGUCUUGCUAUAAAAAUAGUCUCUUCAAUGCUACAGAAAAGGUUGUAGAGAAAAAAAGGGAAAUCAUAAAUGUUCUUUCGAUACUAAUCUCUGAAGCUCUGAUCUAGCCAAUCAUAACCCUUUUUCUACCUCUCAUUCUAACCUCAUCUAGUUUGGCUAUAACUGCCUGUGAUGACUUUUUGGUUGAGCUGGUCACAUAGCUCUUUAAAAAAAUUCUGAAAAUGUCUUCUGUGUUUGGAUGUGUACUAAGGAACGCUCUUUCAAGAACAUAAAGGUCAACUCCUUUGUCCUCUGCCAAAGUCGAUAUAAAGCUGAGUCCGAAGUCAAUUAUGAUUAGUGAUUCAGUUGUUCCGUUUGUUUGGAUUAGCAUAUUUGAAGUAGUAAGAUCUCCGUGAACUACAUCAGCUUCGUGCAUUCUUGCAAUGGUUUCACCCAUUUUUCUCGCCAGAUCUUCCAAUGCCACAUGCAAUGAAGUCUUUGAAUUUUCACUCAAUAAACUGUUUAUAAAAUCACGAGCAGUCACUGCUCCGGUAAUCUCUUCCAUAUAAAUUGAAUGUGUUUCGUUGUCGAGAUGAUAGACAACUGGCGUUCUAAUACCAGAUUUCCUGCAUCGCAACAUUGACCUAACUUCUUGCAGUGUUCGACGAUGUGUCAACUUUUCAUCAAGCGACGGGUGUCUGUAUGUCUUGCGAAAUCGCUGUUUAACUAUUGCUUGUUUUCCCAGGUACUCAACUUUGAAAACCUUGGCUUCAGCGCCUUGUUUUAUCAGUUCCAUUUUAUACAAUUCCUAACCGAAUAUUUCGAACUACAAAAUGUUCAGACGGAAUAAUGGUUUUGCCUCGUUUUAAGUUUAGAAACCACGCAUGCCCAAUAACUUCAACUUGAGCGAGAAAUCCUUCUUGAGGUGGAAAAUUGGCAAACUGUGGGUAUUUGUUGUUAGAUUCAAAAAUGGCACCGUCUCCUACACUGCUUGCAAGAGUUAUAAACUAUGUAAAACCAGCAUUACCCUUGAUGAAGCCAUACACAGAGCUCUAUAUUGCAUUUGGAAUAACUGGCUAUGUGAUCUGGAAAAUUCCAGUAACUGAGGAAAUGAAAAAGAAUUCUAAAUUCCUUCACCCUGAUCACUAGAAGUCAAAGUUUGGAAUAAUGGAGUGAUGAGCAGUCAAUAGCAAACAUCCUGACAACCCUUAAUGUUAUUAUAACUUUGUUCAAAUUGUGAUAAAUGCUUGUUUAUGUGUUUCUGGUGCAUUAAAAUACUAUUUUA